ACGCGCCCAGGUGAGCUCCAGCUAGCCGCUCCUUGAGCUUGGCCACCUGCCUGGGAAACUUGUGGUUGGUUGUGGCCCUCGGGUCGUUUCCGGGCGGGGACAGGAACCGGGCCAUGGAAGAUACUUCGGGGACUCGUGAGCCCCGGGCCCGUCCGAGAGAAAGAGACCGGGACCGGCGUCCACACCCGGACCGAGACCGCCACGUCGAGCGGCCACGGGAUCGAGACAGGGACAGGCACAGGGAGAGGAACGGUGACACCAGAGGAAACGGGGACCGUCGGGCUGGGCGGGACCCGAGGACAGACCGAGACCCGCUCCAGGACAGACACAGGGACGCGGGCCAUCGCGCAGCUGAACAAAGAGCCUGGGAGAAGUCCCGGCAAAGCCGUGCACGGCCAGAGCCCUGGGUACCUAGUUGGGACUCAGCCCCGACCCCCGGGCCCGCGCCCUGGGGGCCCCCGGAACCGCCGCGGAAGCAGGGCCUCGGACGCCGCGGGUUGGAGAGUGAGCUUCCUUCAGAAAGAUAUGUGCCCACACACUCCGGGCCUCCUCGACAAGAAGAGGACUAUUACCCUUCCGAAGCUGAGGGGAUCCUGGAAUGCCACAAAUGCAGAUACCUGUGCACAGGGAGAGGUGUGGUGCAGAUAGUGGAGGUGAUUUUGAAUGGUAUGGUCCUCAUGUGCAUCGUGGCCUCCUACUUUGUCCUGGCUGGAUUCAGUGCCAGCUUUGCCAGCGGCGGCGGCUUCGGGAAUAACUACUACUCACCUUUUGAGGGCACCGAGCUGGAGCAGGUUCGGCAGCUGGACCAGCAGUACACGAUCCUGCGGUCUCCCCUCAUCUACGGAGGCGUGGCUGUCUCCCUGGGGCUGGGCGUCCUCACUAUGGGCGUUUUACUGCAGGGAGCCAAGAGUCUAAGGAAGCUGCCCGGAAGGUGGUUGCUGAUGGAGGCCGCCUUCAGCCUUCUGGCCGCCGUGGGCUACUGCGUAGGCAUUGGCUUUUACUUGCACGCAGCACUGCGCAUCAAUUCCACUGACACUUGUAAAACCAGAGAGAGACUCUACGCCCGCAAGGGUCUCACCUGGAUGAACUGCCAGCUGGCGGGCACUGACGGGGCAGCAGCCACCUUCGCUUGCCUUCUGGUGAUUUUGUAUGCUGCCAGCGUGGUGCUGGCCCUGCGGGCCUACCGAGAACAGAAGCUCUACAAAGACAGCCAGGAACAGUACAGAAACUACCCCGAUGUCCCAGAAUACCUGUGGUCUGGGACGCUCUAAGGAGACCUGGAACCCUCCUUUGUUCCUCUCCUACAAGCACAUGGGCACAACCAUGAUUUCCUAUAUUUGAUUUCUUAAGCUCCCCCAGGCAGCGUAGCAGAGUUAAGUUAUAAAAGGAGAUCAGUUAAGUCUGUUGGCCCACCCCGUGAAAGCUUAGGGGGUGGGGGGACCGUCUUUGUUGAAAAGAGCCAUCUGGCAAGCCUGGGUAUGCCAUCAAGGUAG
Messenger RNA from Acomys russatus (golden spiny mouse), 1493 nucleotides. It is a transcript of the gene Marveld3, whose product is annotated as MARVEL domain containing 3. The coding region runs from base 114 to 1271 and encodes 385 amino acids. The transcript has 3 exons. Gene Ontology annotation, cellular component: membrane. Lineage: Eukaryota; Metazoa; Chordata; Mammalia; Rodentia; Muridae. The record is from RefSeq and is a predicted model, not a curated record.